AUGGCGACCAAAGGCCGAGGGCUGAGGGAGCAGGAUCUCAGCACAUUGGAUGUGACCAAGCUAACCCCCCUGUCCCCCGAGGUCAUUUCCCGGCAAGCCACCAUCAACAUCGGCACCAUCGGUCACGUGGCGCACGGCAAGUCCACGGUGGUCAAGGCCAUCUCCGGCGUGCAGACGGUGCGCUUCAAGAACGAGCUGGAGCGCAACAUCACCAUCAAGCUGGGGUAUGCCAACGCCAAGAUCUACGCCUGCAGCGACCCGGCGUGCCCCCGCCCCGCCACCUACCGCGCCUACGGCUCCGGCAAGGAGGACGCGCCGCCCUGCGAGGUCCCCGGCUUCGAGGGCGUGCCCAUGCAGCUCCUGCGCCAUGUCUCCUUCGUCGACUGCCCCGGGCACGACAUCCUCAUGGCCACCAUGCUCAACGGCGCGGCGGUGAUGGACGGCGCGCUGCUCCUGGUGGCGGCCAACGAGCCCUGCCCCCAGCCCCAGACCAGCGAGCACCUGGCCGCGGUGGAGAUCAUGCGCCUGCGCCACAUCCUCAUCCUGCAGAACAAGGUGGACCUGGUGACGGAGAGCGCGGCGGUGAACCAGGCGGAGGCCAUCGCUCGCUUUGUGCAGGGCACCAUCGCGGAACCUGCGCCCGUGGUCCCCGUCUCCGCCCAGCUCAAGUACAACGUGGACGCUGUCUGCGAGUACCUGGUGAAGAAGAUCCCGGUCCCCGUCAGGGACUUUGUGUCCCCGCCGCAGAUGAUCGUCAUCCGAUCCUUUGACGUGAACAAGCCCGGGUCGGAGGUGGACGAGCUCAAGGGUGGCGUGGCGGGCGGCAGUAUCCUGCAGGGCGUGCUGCGCAUGGGUCAGGAGAUCGAGGUGCGGCCGGGCAUCGUGACCAAGGACGCCAGCGGCGCCAUCCGCUGCACCCCCAUCUACUCGCGCAUCGUGUCGCUUUUUGCGGAGCAGAACCCGCUCCAGUUUGCGGUGCCGGGCGGACUCAUUGGUGUGGGCACCACCGUGGACCCCACGCUGACGCGCGCGGACCGCCUGGUCGGGCAGGUGCUGGGCGAGGUGGGUGCGCUGCCGGACGUCUUCACCGAGCUGGAGAUCAACUUCUUCCUCCUGCGCCGUCUGCUGGGCGUGCGGACCUCGGGAGAGGAGAAGCAGGGCAAGGUGAGCAAGCUGUCCAAGAACGAGGUGCUCAUGCUCAACAUUGGGUCCAUGUGCACGGGAGCACGAGUCAUCGCGGUCAAGCACGAUCUGGCCAAGCUGCAGCUGACCUCGCCGGUGUGCACAAAGGAGGGCGAGAAGAUCGCCCUGAGCCGGCGGGUGGAGAAGCACUGGCGCCUGAUUGGGUGGGGCCAGAUCCAGAGGGGGCUGCAAAUGGACAUCCCCGCCCGGACCUGA
Messenger RNA from Auxenochlorella protothecoides, 1398 nucleotides. Its product is annotated as Eukaryotic translation initiation factor 2 subunit 3. The record is from RefSeq and is a predicted model, not a curated record. The coding region runs from base 1 to 1398 and encodes 465 amino acids. Gene Ontology annotation, cellular component: cytosol; eukaryotic translation initiation factor 2 complex. Lineage: Eukaryota; Viridiplantae; Chlorophyta; Trebouxiophyceae; Chlorellales; Chlorellaceae. The transcript has 7 exons. Gene Ontology annotation, biological process: positive regulation of translational fidelity; formation of translation preinitiation complex. Gene Ontology annotation, molecular function: GTPase activity; tRNA binding; translation initiation factor activity.